Messenger RNA from Adineta ricciae, 1257 nucleotides. The record is from the annotation of a GenBank genome assembly. NCBI's taxonomy places the organism in Eukaryota, Metazoa, Rotifera, Eurotatoria, Adinetida, Adinetidae.
AUGAAAAAAGCAUCAGUGACUUGUUUCAUUUCUGUUCUCGGUGUCAACAUUACUUCGAUGGAAAAAUUAGAACUCGCAACAUAUUGGAUCAAUCAGAUCUAUCCCGUUCUUCAAAUUUUCUUCGGUACAUUCGGAAAUCUACUCAACAUAAUCAUAUUCACUCGUCGUGAUUUACAUCAAAAUCCAUGUUCGUUAUAUUUCCUCAUUGGUUCGAUCAAUAAUUGUAUCGUAAUCGAUUUUGGUUUAUUGACACGUUAUCUUGCAAGUACGUGGAAUUGGGAUCCAUCGUUAACAAGUAAUGUUUAUUGUAAAAUACGUAAUCUUUUGGUUUAUGCUCCUUUGACCCUUUCUUUAUGGUUUAUUGUUCUUGCAAGUGUCGAUCGGUAUCUUUUGAGUUCACCAAUCGUACGAUUUCGUCGAUUGAGCAACUUGUCUAUGGCACGAAAGCUGAUUCUAAUCGUGACUUUAUCCAUAUUUUUGAGUUAUUUGCAUGUUCCGAUAUAUUUUCAAUUAGCUUUGACUCAAAAUGGGAUGAACUGUAACUUUUCUCCGUAUCAAUAUGUUUUAUUCUUGAGUUUUUUCGCUCCGAUUAUAUCUUGCGUGUUACCGAUACUGUUGAUGGGUAUUUUUGGUAUUUUAAUGAUUCAAAACAUUCGUUACAGUCAGAGACGAACUCAACGUUUACGUUCAGACGAUCGUCAAUUAAGUUUGAUGCUUUUAUUUCAAAUUUUAAUAACAACAGUCAUUUCCACACCGUACUUUGCCCUUGCUUUAUACAAUGCCAUUGCAAUUCUUAUGCUUCGNGCUCCGAUUAUAUCUUGCGUGUUACCGAUACUGUUGAUGGGUAUUUUUGGUAUUUUAAUGAUUCAAAACAUUCGUUACAGUCAGAGACGAACUCAACGUUUACGUUCAGACGAUCGUCAAUUAAGUUUGAUGCUUUUAUUUCAAAUUUUAAUAACAACAGUCAUUUCCACACCGUACUUUGCCCUUGCUUUAUACAAUGCCAUUGCAAUUCUUAUGCUUCGAUCGCAAUUCUCGCCUAUUGGACUGUCUGUUUAUAACUUUUCUUAUAAUCUUUUCCGAUUACUUUACUUCACGAAUCCUGUUCUCAGUUUCUAUAUUUACACAACCACAGGAGCAAAAUUUCGUCAAGAGCUCAAACGGUGUUUCCAGUAUGGCUUGAACAACUGUGUACCGCUUACAAUUCAACGAAGAUUGUUCAAUACAAAUGGGACUAAUGGCAUCGUCCCUAUCUGA